Messenger RNA from Antrostomus carolinensis (chuck-will's-widow), 1256 nucleotides. RefSeq names its product synaptosome associated protein 23 (gene SNAP23). The record is from RefSeq and is a predicted model, not a curated record. Gene Ontology annotation, cellular component: SNARE complex; plasma membrane. Gene Ontology annotation, molecular function: syntaxin binding; SNAP receptor activity. Gene Ontology annotation, biological process: synaptic vesicle fusion to presynaptic active zone membrane; exocytosis; synaptic vesicle priming. The transcript has 6 exons. NCBI's taxonomy places the organism in Eukaryota, Metazoa, Chordata, Aves, Caprimulgiformes, Caprimulgidae. The coding region runs from base 69 to 569 and encodes 166 amino acids.
UGGAAAGCACAAGGAGGAUUCUUGGCUUGGCCAUUGAGUCCCAGGAUGUUGGCAUCAAAACUAUCACCAUGCUGGAUGAACAGGGAGAACAACUAAAUCGCAUAGAAGAAGGCAUGGACCAGAUAAAUAAGGAUAUGAGAGAAGCUGAGAAGACACUGACGGAGCUCAACAAAUGUUGUGGGCUCUGUGUCUGUCCUUGUAACAGGACAAAGAGCUUUGAGGCUAGCAAGGCAUACAGAACAACCUGGGGCGAUGGAACAGAGAACUCAGCAGAUCAUGUGAUAUCCAUGCAACCAAGAAGUAUAAAUCAGCAUCAGCCUCAGACUUCUGGAGGACCAAGUGGUGGAUAUAUCACAAGGAUAACAAAUGAUGCCAGAGAAGAUGAAAUGGAUGAAAAUCUUGCUCAAGUGGGAAACAUUCUUGGGAAUUUGAAACACAUGGCUUUGGAUAUGGGCAAUGAGAUUGAUGCCCAGAAUAAACAAAUAGACCGGAUAAAUGUAAAGGCUGAUACAAACAGGGAACGCAUUGAGCAAGCCAACAUCAGAGCCAAGAAACUAAUUGACAAUUAAAGCCUGCUGUCAUUGUUCAGUGACACUGUCUCUCCAGCUGCAAGCCACCGUAUUCAUGGAUCUGUGAAAAUUCUAUUCUGAAAUAAGAGGGGCUGGGAAAAAUGAAGCAGUACCCUUUCUAUAGGGAUUAAUUUUCUUCUUUUUUUUUUUUAAUUGCUUCAUGUAAACAUGGCCUUGACUCCAAGAAAGCAGCCAAUGUAACUUCCUCCUACUCAUCUGCCUUCACUUUCUUCAAACUGCUCAGGGCUAAAAGUGUUAUGGCUUUGAGAAUUUUCAUGCAUGUCUUAUUCUCUCUCCCAGUCUUUCUUUUUUUCCUGCACCCAAAAUACAGUCCUUCAUUGAAGCUGAAUAAGCAGAGUAACCUGAAUUCACAGUUGUGUCAAGUUGGAGAGGGCACUUUGCACUGUUUGAAAUACCUCAUAAGUUCAGUGUCUUCACUAAAAUAGGGACUUGGUGAAUAUUGUCUGACUUGUAUCUCUAGCAGGCUAACCGUAGUUUUUCGUUCCAAACCACAUGAUUGGUUUGGGGUUGAGUUUGUGGAUUACAGAAUUGAAGAGGCCCACUACUUAUCACUUGUGGGUUGAGGGCUUUAAAACACUUCCUAACCACAUAACUUUAAUGUAAAGGUAAACUGGAGGCAUAUACAGGUUUCCACUUCUUUCUUGUGAAUUGACAUAGUUUUGAAGG